This is a messenger RNA of Linum tenue, 2378 nucleotides long. The record is from the annotation of a GenBank genome assembly. Lineage: Eukaryota; Viridiplantae; Streptophyta; Magnoliopsida; Malpighiales; Linaceae.
AGUCUCUUUCUGCAGUAGCUAAAGUAACCAAAAGCUUCCUCUCCCCCUAUUUCUAGGGUUCCAUUUCCCUCUUUACAAUUUUUUCCUCCCAACAUCACCACCACCAAACCUCUGGUUUCGCUUGAAGGCAGCCCGAGCUUUUUCUUCCAUUUCCCUCCUAAAACCCUAACGAUGGGGUCGAUCCCCGAUCCAGGCGAGGUCGCCGCCGACCUAACUCCUCAGCCGCUGCCGAGCUUCGACGACUUUCAGCGCCAGACGUCGCUCAUGACCAGCUGCACUCUCCUCUGGAAGGAGCUCUCCGACCACUUCACUACUCUCGAGCAGAACCUCCAGAAGAAGUCCGAUGCCUUGAAGCGCAAAAUCCAGGCCCUCGACACCGACACCAAGGCCUCUCUGGCUUCAAUCAAAAAACGGGAGGUCACAAUCGACGGCAGCCUCGAGAUCGCCCUCGAGCGCCUCGAUGACCGCUGUGAGGCUGCUCUCAAGUCGAUUGACUCCGAUCGAGACGACGGCGAGGUCGACGACGGCGACGGUCUUCUCCUUGCUCUCAAGGCGUUCUGCUUGAAGAUGAGGUCCAGGGAGUUCUGGAAGUUCGUGAUCACCAAGAAGAAGGAGCUUGACGCGCUGAGGAGCCAGAUACCGAUGGCGCUGGGUGAGUGCGUGGAUCCUCCUAGGUUUGUGCUGGAGGCAAUUUCGGAGGUUUUCCCCGUGGACAGGAGAGGGGAGAGGAGCGAGAAGGGGAAUGAUUUGGGAUGGGCUUGUGUUGUGAUUCUCGAGAGCUUGAUUCCCGUGGUGAUGGACCCUGUGAUUGGGAAGUCGAGGCUGAUGGUGACGCCGACGGUGAAGAAGAGGGCUAGCGAGAUUGCGGAGACGUGGAAGAGGAGCUUGGAGGAGCGCGGCGGGAUUGAGAAUGUGAAGACGCCCGAUGUUCAUACUUUCUUGCAGCAUUUGGUCACUUUUGGGAUUGUGAAGAGGGAGGACUUCGAUUUGUACAGGAAGCUUGUGGUUGGUUCGGCCUGGCGCAAGCAGAUGCCUAAGCUUGCUGUCUCUCUUGGCUUGGGUGGUGAAAUGCCUGAUAUGAUCAAAGAACUGAUUGGUAGGGGUCAGCAACUGGAUGCAGUGCAUUUUACUUACGAGGUCGGCCUGGUCAACAAGUUCCCCCCAGUACCCUUGUUGAAGGCCUUUCUAAGGGACGCAAAGAAGGCUGCGGCUUCUAUAAUGGAAGACCCUGAUAAUCCUGGAAGGGCUACGCAACUUGCUGUGAGGAAGGAACAGUCAGCACUCCGUGCUGUCAUCAAGUGCAUCGAGGAAUACAAACUAGAGUCCGAGUUCCCACCAGAGAACCUCAAGAAACGCCUCGAACAGCUGGAGAAGGUGAAGACGGAGAAGAAGAAGCCGCUGCCAGCUGCCAUCCCUGCCAACAAGCGAACGCGUGCCAACACCGCUGUUCCAAUGCCACCAGCCAAGGCCGGGCGUCUGACCAAUGCCUAUGUAUCAUCUUUCCCCUCACAGCCGCCAACAUUUGUCAGGUCGCCUUCACACCACCCGCAGCAGUACCCAGCUGCCGGCAUCCCAGCAUACGCAUCUCCGCCACCACCACCAACGGUCUAUGGCACCCCGAGCCCUCCAUCCCCAUACGCUGCCUACUCCCCUGAAGCAGUCCACCACCCGAUUCCCGGAUCAUACACUUUGAAUUAUAUGCCACCACCACCGGCAGCAUAUGGAGGAUAUCCGAGUGGGUUCGCACAAGCUUAUCAUCAGCAGGCUUACUACUGAAUAGACAUCAUCAUGACUAGGUCUCUUCAUUGAAGAAGAUGGUAACCCACUGAUAAUAUGAUGACUCUCUUCACCAUCCGCCACUCCCUGCUCGCGUUCCUGCUUAUUAUAUCCCUUUCCUUCUGGUUCUUUCUUCUUCCUGCUAAACUUGGAUGGUUUGUGUGUAAUAGCUAACUGUUUUAAUCUUAGCUAUCAGCCCCCUCCCUCCCUCCUGUUGUGUGUUUAAUUAUAACUGUUGCCUCUGGUGCACUUACUUUUCUCCCAUGGUGACAAGUUGUAUUUCUAAUGAAACUCUAGCUUUAGGUUUCUUGUGCAAAGGAAUCUUCCAUCUUCAUAACUUGCACUGCAUCCAUCUCUCUGUUUUCUUAUGUCUGAUGGGACUCCAUUGGGAGGAGAAAAGAGGAAUGUAAUGUAAAGUCUGCAUCCGAGAAAGCAUGUGGCUAAGGCUGGCUGCUGGAUGGGAACGAAAGCAGGCUUGAAAUUCAAAGGCUGGUUGGUUUGGCAGCUUUAGCAUGCUGGUGAAUACUUUUUUCAUUUUAAAGGCACUGAUUGCUUUUUUCGACGGAGUAACUUCAAGUUAAAGAUAAGAUCUUUUGUCUGUG